This is a messenger RNA of Strongyloides ratti, 1545 nucleotides long. Its product is annotated as m7GpppN-mRNA hydrolase. Bases 1 to 1545 code for a protein of 514 amino acids. Lineage: Eukaryota; Metazoa; Nematoda; Chromadorea; Rhabditida; Strongyloididae. The transcript has a single exon. Gene Ontology annotation, cellular component: cytoplasm; P-body. Gene Ontology annotation, molecular function: RNA binding; manganese ion binding; 5'-(N(7)-methylguanosine 5'-triphospho)-[mRNA] hydrolase activity. The record is from RefSeq and is a predicted model, not a curated record. Gene Ontology annotation, biological process: deadenylation-dependent decapping of nuclear-transcribed mRNA; nuclear-transcribed mRNA catabolic process, nonsense-mediated decay.
AUGGCACUUACAAAUAAAAACAGACAUUUUAGCACAUAUGAAGAUGCAUUGGAUGAUUUAUUAUUUCGUUUUGUAAAUUUUAUAGAGGAAGAUGAAGUUAAUGAUCUUGUACGGGUUAUGUUUCAUAUCGAACAGGCCUGGUGGACGUAUGUUGACCAUACACUUCCUUCAAAUCCCCAUUUGAAGAGUAAACCAUUUCAUACAUUUACAGUGGAUAUAAUUAAUCACUCACCUUUUCUUCAACAUUUCAAAGAUCAAUCACAUAAUGCAUUGGAAGUAUUUAGAGAAUAUAAAAAAAAUAUACCCACUUGUGGUACAAUUAUAGUUGAUUCAAGUCUUGAAUAUUGUUUAGUUUUAUCCAUGUAUUCUUCCUCCAAAAAUUUUGGUUUUCCAAAAGGCAAAAUAAACCAAAAUGAAGAGUUAGUUGAUUGUGCUAUUAGAGAGACAUAUGAAGAGACAGGUUUUGACUGUUCAAGUCAUAUACAUAAAAAUAUCUUUUUUGAUGCUAAAAUUAAUCAAUCUAGUUGCCGUCUUUACCUAGUCACUGGCAUUCCAUUAGAUUUUAAAUUUAAACCUAAAGCAAGACAUGAAAUUAAAAAAAUUCAAUGGUUGUUAAUUAAUGCUUUACCAAAUAGUAAGGAUGAUUUUGAGAAUGCAGCUUUAUGCGAUGGAAAACCAGGAAAUUUUUUUCUUAUAUUGCCUUUUGUAAAACAGUUAAAAAAUGUAAUUAGAAAAUUAAGAAAUCCUCAUGCUGAUGUUAAUACAUUUUCAAAUAAUUGUAAUAGUAGCAUGACUAUGAAAAGAAAUGUUGAAAUAAGACCAUCAAGAUCUUCUGCUUUCAAACCUGUAAAAAGAGAUAUAUCACAAGAAAAUAUAGAAUAUAAAAAAGUUUACUCAAAAUCUGAAUGUGGAACACCAAGGAAAACAAAUAAUAUAUCAUCAUAUAGUACAGGAAAAAGUAAUGAUAAGGAUAAAGGUGAACCAAAUUUUCAUCAAAAUCAAUUGUUAAAUAAUCUUCUGACGGAAGAUGAAAAAACUGGAGCUGAUUUUUUUAGAAAUUAUGGUUAUGAUAACACGACUGUAACACCAGCAAUUAAAAGUAUUAAUAAAAAAAAAAUUGAUGGCAAAAAAAAGAAAAAUGAUAGUUCCCAAGUUUGUAAUAAUACUGUUAUUAAAGAAAAUAAAAAGGAAGUUAAUAAUCAUUCAACAAAUGUUCAAAAUAAUGUGAGUAAAAAAAAUUUAGAUAAAUCAAUUAAGCCACCAAAAAAAGCUAAAUCAUUAAGUGGUAGGAAAACGGAAGAUCUUUCUCCAUCAAAAUCACAAAUUUCAUCAAAUUUACUUAGAGAAUUUCAAGAAACUAAUGAGGGUAGUGGUAAAAGAGGAAUCACAAAUACUACCAGUAAGAAAAAAAAUAAUGAAAAAAAGUUAUCGUCAAAUAAGGAUGUUUUACCUUCAUCUAAAGAACAAUUGACAACUAGAAUUACUCCACAAUAUUCUGGUAUUGAUUUCAUAAAGAUUUUCUACAACACACAAGGAUCAAAAUAG